ACUUUGUAGUAUCAUUAUCAAGUGUAGCGAACACGAACCGCGUGGUUCCGGCAACACAUUGUUGUGAUCGAUGUGUCAAAAACUUUCAUGUUCAGCGUUUCAAGUAACAACGAAUUCAAUCGAACGUUUUUUAGUAAUAUUUUACAUUUGGUGUAUAUGAAUAUCAUAUUUGUCUCUUGAUAAUUUAUUUGUAUGUUGUUGGAAUUUUAAUAUAACCUCUGUAGUUCAUAAGUUAGUAAGAAUUAUGGAGAUAAACCCAUUAAGUAUAAUUCUUGUAAAAAGUGAUAGCAAGGGUGACAGACUACUAUUUCGUUACCCAUACGUAGCAAAACAUACACGAGAUUCUAAUCAGUGUACUAAAAGGAAGAAUCCUUAUUCUUUGACUAUCACAGAAGAUUUGUUGCAGUCCUUACCUUUUCUGACUUCUAAUAUAAGUAAUGGAAACUUAACUGGAGUAACCGAUGAAGUCCUGUCAACGUUAUUCGCUGUUAAACCAGAAUUAUGCGAACAAAAAUUUGAAUUAAAAGUAAACGACGUUCGCUUUGUUGGACAUCCAACUUUAGUUCCAUCUCGUGGAUUAAAGGAAGUUAAUUCUUCUAUGCUUUUCAAUAUAGUCUUUGCUCUCCAAGCACAAGCAAGUCAUUCUAUAGUAAAAUGUUAUUACGAUUUGAGCAGAAGAUUAGGCAUAGCUUUGAGGCACGAAGAAAAGAGAUGUGGAUUCGUAAUGGAAGAAAUAAAAAUGAUGGUUUCGACUCAUGAUGAAGUUGCUACUAGAUCAGAAGGUGAAAGUGACUGCGAUGAAUCACCCUAUGAAUUAAUAUUACAAAGAAGUUUGCUCGCACGUGACUUAAAGUCUGUAUUUAGUAGCCUCAGCACUUCUGGUAUAAUUAACAUUAUGAUUAAUAAAUGGAUUCAAGUACGUUUUUGUCUCCCACAAAAAGUUCAUCAAUCUCAUAAGAAAGGAUUUGUUAUUAAUCCUGAAAUAAUAGACAGGUGUUUGAAUAGCUUAAGACCCUAUCAUGGUUUGCUGUUACUUAUCGAACCUCUACAUUUAUUGGACACACUUCCGAUAGAUUCUUCUCCAGCAUUGAAACGUCUUAUUCAAAUGUAUAGUCCACUAAAAAGUCUACAAACUUUAGCUGCUGAUUCUGAUCUUACGCUUACUCAAGUUUUUCAAUUAACUGGUCAUUUAGUAUAUUGGGCCAAAGCUACUAUAAUUUAUCCUCUUUGUGAAAGCAAUGUUUACGUUGUAUCACCGGAUGCUGUCAUAACAAAUCAAUUAUUAGAAGCAUUUUCUGACGAAUUUCCAGGACUCUGUCUUUUGCAAGUUAUUAGCGAUUUUUCGUUACCAACAUCAAUAAGUCAAAAAUUAAAUCCUUUGAAUCAAUCGCAGCAACAAACACAAUUAGUGAAAAUAGUUAUAUGGUUGUUAAAAAAUCAUUUACUUUUACAAUUGCAUACAUAUGUACAGUACAUGCCAACUGUGCAUGGUCGAGCACUACUGGAUACAAAGGAUGAAAUGAAUCACAAUAUAAAUGAAAUGACAGAAAGUAGCAACACGUUGAAUUUGAAUGAUGCUCCCAAAGGAAUUCCAACCAAUAUCAAAGAAGAGUUAUCGAUGAAUCUUCACAAAGAAAAUGGAAUCUAUAAUUAUCAAUCUGAAGAUUAUGAUAUUCCUUCUGAUGAUAGGAAAUUGCUUGAGAGAUUAUGUCGUAUUGGUUACUUCAACGGAGGACAUCAUUUGGAAGAAAUUAUGUACUUGGAAAAUAUUCGCAGGUCUCAAUUGUUACAAAUUUUAGAUAAAUUUCGAGAUGUAUUGAUCACGUCUGAAUGUGAAGAUCCUGCUAUAGCCCUAUUUUAUAGUCAAUUUGAUUCAUAAUAUUUUAAUUUUAGUUUUAUCAUUAAAUUGUGUGUAAAUUAUAUUUUGUAAAUAUUAAUUUAGAAAAAUUAGGACAUUGUAUAAAAAAAAUUAAAAGUUUAAGUCGUAUUGGAUUAAACUGAAGAAAUUCGAGUUUGA
Molecule: messenger RNA, 2017 nt
Organism: Hylaeus anthracinus
Lineage: Eukaryota; Metazoa; Arthropoda; Insecta; Hymenoptera; Colletidae
Gene: Nprl3
Product: GATOR complex protein NPRL3
Exons: 7
Coding region: 245-1879 (544 amino acids)
Biological process (GO): negative regulation of TORC1 signaling; cellular response to amino acid starvation; TORC1 signaling
Cellular component (GO): GATOR1 complex
Source: RefSeq, a predicted model, not a curated record